UGGGCAUUUAAAUUUUUGUUGUUUACAGCCAUUCUUAAAAUAAAAAUCAAAUAAUGUCAUCCUCUUUCUUCCUUAAACCCGGCGCAAAGGCUAAUAAAAAACGCAAGAACCCACAAACUAAAGGAGGCGGCAAAAAGUCUGGAAAAACUCCAGGAACGGGGACAGCACCCCCAAUCGCAAAGAAAUCUCGUCGUGCCAAGGUCGAAGAUGAAGAGAUUGCCAGUGAAGAUGAGGAGUACAACAGCGAUGUGGGAGAUGGCGGUAACACUCUGGCUUUCUCCUCUGAUGAGGGCGAGGAAGAAACACCGCAAGACAAACGUCUGCGGCUAGCCAAACAGUACCUUUCGGAGAUUGAAAAGCAAGAGGCAGACCGGGCAGAGGAUCGUGAGCUGAGCCAAAGUGUAGAACAGCGUCUGCAGACCGAAUAUCUUGACAGUGUGGGUCGAUUAAGAAGAAACAUAGCGGGAUCUGUUAAAUCCUGUUCCGCACACACAAUCCUCAAGCAUAAGUUACACCACUUGCCAUUGUGUUCCUUGACUCUUAGUCCGGAUGGUAAAUUCUUGUUUACCGGCGCUAAGUCCCAAUUCCUUCUAAAAUGGUGCACAGAUAGUGGCAAAGUUCUAGCCAAAGCCGAUGUGCUGCCAUAUCGUGAAGAACCCGAAACAGGCAAGAAACGACGCUCUCAUAUCAUAGCAAUUAGCCUCUCCACGGACAUGAAGUAUUUAGCUUUGGCCGAGGGUGGACCACACAUCCAAAUCUGGUGUCCUCAAACUUUAAAGCAUUUGAAGACGUUUAAGGGUCACAGGGACACUGUUGCAGCACUGGUCUUCCGCAAAGGCACCCAUGAGUUGUAUUCCGCUGCUAAAGAUCGUUCCGUGAAGAUCUGGUCUCUUGACGAAAUGGCAUACGUGGAGAGUUUAUUUGGCCACCAGACAGGUGUAACCAGUAUAGAUGCUUUAAGCCGAGAACGAGCCAUAACCGCUGGCGGUUCGGAUUGCUCCUUGCGCAUCUGGAAGAUUACCGAGGAGUCGCAGCUGAUUUACAAUGGCCAUCGUGAUAGCAUAGAGGUUGUCAAACUUAUCAAUGAUGAGCACUUUGUAUCCGGCGGAGUAGAUGGAGCGUUCAGUCUGUGGAGUGCUUUAAAAAAGAAACCAAUUUGUACCAACCAACUGGCCCAUGGACUUGGGAAAAAUGGCGUGCCCAACUGGAUAACAGCCAUUGCUGUGGUGGUCAAUACGGAUUUGGUAGCCACGGGAUCAUGCGAUGGUUGCCUGAAACUCUGGCAAACCAAUCCCAAUGCUCGAAAGAUGCAACAGAUUCAAAGCAUACCAAUGCCAGGAUUUAUUAAUGGUCUGACUUUCAAUGCUGAUGGCACAAAGUUGUAUGUGGCCGUUGGCCAGGAGCACCGUCUUGGUCGCUGGUGGCGGCAUAAAGAGGCCAAAAAUCAAGUAGUUGUAGUUGACAUUAAGUUAGACCCGAGCAAAUAAGUUUUCCCUAAUAGCUGUAUAGAUCCAAGACAAAAGUUGUUAAGUGAAUAAAUCAAGAAAUUUUAAAA
Messenger RNA from Drosophila willistoni, 1555 nucleotides. It is a transcript of the gene U3-55K, whose product is annotated as U3 small nucleolar RNA-interacting protein 2. Gene Ontology annotation, cellular component: small-subunit processome. The transcript is spliced from 4 exons. Gene Ontology annotation, molecular function: snoRNA binding; protein binding. Bases 54 to 1487 code for a protein of 477 amino acids. The record is from RefSeq and is a predicted model, not a curated record. Lineage: Eukaryota; Metazoa; Arthropoda; Insecta; Diptera; Drosophilidae.